This is a messenger RNA of Haliotis rufescens (red abalone), 5864 nucleotides long. RefSeq lists its product as uncharacterized. The record is from RefSeq and is a predicted model, not a curated record. The coding region runs from base 388 to 1485 and encodes 365 amino acids. NCBI's taxonomy places the organism in Eukaryota, Metazoa, Mollusca, Gastropoda, Lepetellida, Haliotidae. The transcript has 5 exons.
UUGGACCCGCCAAUCACACGACGGGGUGUGGGUUUCGUACUACGGGAUAAAAAUCUUUACUAUAAGCUAGCGAGGGGUCUGAUCAGCUUGCUAUAGUACCGCUAUCUGGCUCGGGCCUACACCACGAGUACCUGGGCUGGACGAGUGAAGGGGACAUCAGUAGUUUGUAUUUAUCGAAGCGAUAUUCAAGGAAAUACACACAGAUGUGAGAGUUUUCCCAAUGGAUUGCAUUGAACAUUCCGAUGGAUUGUAAAGUUUGGAAAAGUUGAUUAAGCGUGCACUGUUUCGGGACUGUCAGUAAAGGUCCCGCCAAACGAUAACUGAUGAAGUGAGCAGACGACGCCUGAAGCAGACGACACCGCGGGCAGACGACAAUUUCACGUGAUCAUGGAAAAGUCGGAUUCCGUGCAGAGGGGAAUGUAUAUACCUAUGGAAGCAAUUCAAAGGGAUUUGGUAUCUAGGUACGGAAAUGUGCGGGUAUUAGUUGUCCCGAAGGAGAGAAGCUCAUCGACUUCUUCGUGCAAGGAAAAUGAGGACUGUUUUUCAAAAGCGGACGGGAAUGUGUUCGAGGACGAUUCAGAGUGGGUCAUUUCGGACAGUAAAUCGAGAAGUUCUCCCGUUUCCCCAGACUUUUCUUAUAGGCCGAGGCAGGUGUUUGACUACAGAGGGCAACAAGACGCUGAGAGGUUCACACAAGAACGAAAAGAUGCAGAGAUUCUCAAAUCCAAGACUGAAUCAACGCCAAAACGUGUACCGGAAGUGCUCCAGACGCCAUUACGUUACGAGAAGGUAGGCGACGAGAACUCGAGUCUGACUCCCCGCAAACCUGCGGAGCCAGAUCGACAACCCGGAGACAGUAUGUCGGAGAAGAUCAAGAGGCAACUGUUUGCAGGAAUUGAAAACGAAUAUAGAGUCAUCCGAAAUGAUACGUACCACCGGGUACCCCCCGAGCCGCACGAUGACGUGUACUUGGAGCGCCACCGAGACUCCGACAAUCACCACAUGUACUUUACCUACCGGGACAAGAGGUCCCCGGGUCCCGAACAUCCGCGGGCGUUCUUCGAAAGGGACUUUACAUACCACGACCGUCCUCUCCCCUCUCCCUCCUGGGCCACGCCCACGCCGCCCUCGUCGUUCCCAGACCAUCACAGAUGCGACUGUAUGCAACGACCCAUGGAGUCCGGUAGAGAGCGGUUAGAAAUGACAAAGAAACGGAAAUUUGGUGAUACAUCUUCGUCAGAAAACACAGUCCCGCUUUCACCGAGGAUCAAGAAACAGAAAUGCACGUGCUCAAUGAUGGAGAUGAACUUCCUGCAGAUGGCGGAAGCCGCGUAUAAGAACAUCCGGCGACAAGACACGACUCCAGCAAGUUUCGAACAGUUCAGUCGAGAACUUGUCCAAACGAACAGUGUGUUGAAAGAAUCAGUCAGCAUUCUGUCGACCAUCCGUGAAAUGUGCGAGCAUCGGAACUGUAUACGAAACUGAAAGCACCAACAGACCAUAGACUAUUUAUUCACCACACGAGGACAAUAUUUAUUAUAAUUUAUGAUCACGUGUGACAUGACGUCACACAAAGAUCCCAAUGCUUCAUGUCCGUCCAGGAUAUAAUUCUGUUGCAAGAUGGCCGCCUCAACGAAUACUUCCGGUGAGGAAAGGCAGAUAUUUAUUCCAUCCACACAAAGUACCGCAAGUGCUUUAUGUCCCAAAGACGUAUUUUAUUAGUCUUAUUUAUGACACUGUAUCGGCUGUAAGGCCAAGACACGUGUUUCAUGUUUCCCCGUCCGAUGUGCUGAAGUAGCGCUAUAGAUUAUGUCUCAACACAUACAUUCCCCUAAUACAGUAAACUAUGGUUAUAACGAACUAAAGGGAACCACUUAUUUUAGUUCGUUAUAACCGUAGUUCGUUAUAAGCAUAUAUACAACAAAUGGCUUGGACUAAGAAAUAUGUUCGUCAUAUCGGUCAGUUCGUUAUAAGCGUGUUCGUUAUAAACGUAGUUUACUGUACUACAUAUCUCGCAAUCAAGGGAACCAGUCACAUUUUCCACAUCAAAGCAAAGCGUAAAAGCCUAAAACCUAAAGUGCCUAAUUAAAAGCUUGUUGAAAGUGCUUGACAUGACACUCUCAAUGUCUGAAUCUCCUUGUGGUGUCAAGACGGUGGUUUUGAGAAUUCCAAUUUAUCAUUCUUAUCGCUUUGCACGACCUCGGAGAUCAGGAAUCGUCACCGUUCCUCGUCACGUUGGCAUAUGGCGAUUUGGGCCCAGCUCGAUGCAAGUCAAUCUGGCGUCUGCUUACCUACUCAAGGCAGCCGCAAAUCAAGAGAAGAAUCCGACUUAAGUUAAUAUGAUUAUUAUAUUACACCUGAACGCUCUGUGCUUAAUCAUGGGUUAAUGAGAGAAAGACAGGUAAUAAUGCCCUGUCGAUCAAUAAUUUCAAAUAUCGAUGUCGCUAUCAGCACUGGGGGCGAGGAGGAAAUGGCAUCUCACUUUACGGUUGUCGUGAUGGUUUACGACAUUCGGAUUAGCUAAUUUCACGAUCGCGCUCCACUGACGUACAUGAUUAGGACCGAAUGUAACUAUGGUUUGGUUUUCGGUUGUCGUAAUUAGAUCAGGUAGUAAUAUUGACCCAAAUGACGGUUUCGAUGUCAUUCCAAACUGACAGUUAGGUACGUUACUGUGUCGUUUUUUACACAUCAACAGUUUAUAUGAUUUGUAAUUUACAAAUUGGUUUCCAAAGCUCCAUCGUCAUCAUUCCAUAUUCUAUAAUUUGAAAUCCAGUAUACAUCCACAAAAGUGUUCAAUCCAAGUGUAUUUAUUUCAGUAUUUACGUUUUUGUUUACACCAGGUUGUUCAGUCUUUUGACAUCACAGUGGUUUUGUUGAAACAUUAUUGUUCGAUUUCUAUAUUCAAACGUACCUCUCAUUUUGACAAGUGCUAAAACAUUUCAUUUCUCCCAUCAAAUAUUCAUAACCCACUCAUCGAUAAGACCUUCACUCUUGCUCUGAGAAUCUUACAUUUCCCAACGUUAAAUCUUUAAUGGAAAACAUAGUAGCAGCUCCUUUGUUUGAAAGAUAUCAAAUGAACAUCUUCGAUUUGAAUAUUAAUUUCUUAUUAAUAUUUAGCAGGUGGAAAGGACAAAGUUCAAAUUGAACGGGCAGGUAUGUGCUAAGGAAAUUGAAGUCUAGUGUCAUGUGUCAUGUGUCAUGCCAUGGCAUAUGAGUCCACUGCAAGACUGACAUACUGACAAGAGUAAUUUAGGGAAUAGUUUUAGAAAAAAAUUGUUACGUUUCACAAAUGUUUGACGUACUCAGAUGACAGAAAAAUCUUUCUUGACUGCGUGUUAUCACCCGCUAUCUUAAUUAUUUCUGUUUGACGCUUAACAUUCCGGGUAAAUCGUAUGCUACACGUGGAAGCCAUUAAGCCAUUUGCAAACGCUAUUGAUCGUCAGUGUAGGAUAAGACCUGUGUUUACUGACGUGAUUGUCUCAUUUGUUAAACGGAGUUUCUCAAAUAUGGUUAUGGCAUUUGCUCUAUGUUUUAUUAACAGGAGAAAAUUCACUCUUUGAUGCGGUUAAACAAACGUACACGUAUGGGUUAUAAAUAAACAAUAAACCCCCAGCACCAACCGUAAUUACUUCCUUGAACAUGUUUGACAUGCGCACUACGCCUGUGUUUGUAUUGUUAGAUAUAUUUGUCAGAUAUUAUCAGAAUAAUAUCAAUUAGUCAUGGCUUCUGUCCCGAAAUGGUUUAUCGAAUAUAUUUUAUCCAAUUUCCGUAAGAUUAUAAAGUUGGUACUUUGGAUGAAAUAUUCUUUUGUGAUUAAUUUAGAUCAUAUUAUAGAUUUAUUUUUCAUGCAGAUUGCAUCUAAAUGAAUGUUUUAUAACAGAACGAUUCCAAGCAUGCGCGUUGCUAUGCAAACAGAUCAUUUUUCAUAUGCAUAAUGCAUCAUAUGCAUUUUAUAUAGUGAAACUUGUACAUUCCAUGCAUAUAUCAGCGUGUGUCAUAUUGCAAGUGUCCAUUGUGUAUCAGAUGCGUUUUUCGCAUAUAUAUCAUGAUUCUUUCCGAAUCUGAAGAGACAUCAUUAUAACGUUUACAUGUUGUUUGCAUAUAUGAAGAUACUUUAUCCUUACCUUGUGAUAAUAUGCUUUUACACAUUUUUAUACACCUCUUCGUUAUGCCAAAAUUUGACCCGUUUUAUCGAAACAACUGAGUCUAAGUUGUGUAAAAGAAUUAAAUAAAAUAAGAUGUCAACCUGGCUUGAAAAGCAAUUAGUUCGUUAACAAUCUAAUUUGCAUUUAAUUCUGAUUGGAAUCCAAGUUUCGGUAUAGCGGAGGGAAGUAUGAGUGCCGUGUGCCUGUAAUGAAUGAUAAUAUCGAUAUCACGAUAUUUAAUCAUCGAUAACUCGGUUAUCGACCUGCCCUACAUCCGUCCAGCAUUGUAUUAUAGACUGACUGUAUUACCUGACGUUGUGCUCGUGUAGUGGUUUCUUAAACUUGUUCGUGUGUGGACAUAUGUACAUUUGAAUAUAGCUCUCAUGUAGCUUGAGUGAGUGAGUGAAUGAGUGAGUGAGUUACCUUUCUUCAAUAUUCAGACAGUAGCACAGCACUGGACAUCGAGAAUGAGCCUCAAGCAUUGCCCCCUGUCGGAGAGUGAACCCGAGGCUCUAGCGUGACGUAAUUGGUGACGACCAAUCUACAGCAACUGCUGCAAGGGCAGAUAUAUUUUUAAUUAAAACUAUGCGCCUAAAUAUUGUUUCAACUAAAUCAUCUUGCAACAAUAUUUUUUUUUAUUUUUUUUUCGUUGCUCACAUUUUUUAUUAUUUCCAAGCAUUUUCUGGGAUAAUAUUUUUUCGAUCAAUUCACCGGCCCCUAGAAUAUAAAAUGGCCGACCCCGUACAGCUUCACCAUACGGUACCCAACCGCGAUAAUUGUCCGUGUAUCGAACGUAUAAACACGUUUAAAAUGUCUUAACGAAAACUAUAAUUAUGGCUUUGAAAAGUUCCACUGCUUCUGCUGUAAAUUGGGCUGUAUUUAUUGAGUGAUAUGUUUGCAAAGAAUAAAUGAAAGUAAACAAAAGAAUGAACUGUGACCCGAAGAUGAUUGAUUAAUGAUUGAAUAAUUGAAUGUAAAUAUGUAAACUUUUCUCAAUGUAAGUUGAAUGUUUUUUCAAAUAUUCUAAAACUGUGAUGAAGCACCACUCUAUUAUGUAACUUGCAUUCACGUCCUGUUUGUGAUUGUAGCCAUGGAAACAAUUUCCUGUGUUGUGAUUGGCUGUAAAUUGUGAUGAGAUAUUACUCACUAUUUAAUAUUUUUAGCAGGGAUAUUUCACAUAUACGUUUUUGUAUCAUUCCAAGUAGAUUUAGAUUAACUUAAUAAUUAAUAAUUACAGAUAUUGUGGUUAUUUCAACUGUAGGUACAAUGCAUAAGAAAAAAUAUGAAAUGUAUUUAUUAAUCCGAUCGGAGUGCAGUAGUUUCGCUACUCCUUGUUAUUUAUAUUAAGUACCUUAUUAUUUAAAAUUGUUUUCUCAAACUGAUAAAAUACUGUUCACAGUCAGACAAAAGCGCAGUGUAUGUAUUCUGAAUCCAAUUCUUGAUUCACUAUGAUAUUUUAGAAGACAAAGUUAGUGGAAUGGUGUCCGUAUUUACACUGUGCUCAAAAGCGGAUUAUAACCCUCGCUCAGACAGCAGAAAACUGCGUUAUCCAAUGAAUAAGUUACCUGACUGUGGCUAGUAUCUUGAUUGGUUGGAGUGUGAUGACGUCACGGGUCGACUGUUUAUUAUUGAAAGAUGUACUGUUAGUGUUUCUGAGAGUGUAGUGAUGUUUGUUCUUUCUCAUGUUUGAUUGGUUGAAUAAAUAUGUUAUGAAUUUGA